AUGGGAAUAAAUAUCUGCUCAGAUAAAAGGAAAAGAGCUGCCAGGGUGUACAUACACUGCAGGCGUACUUCCUCUUUUAUUAAGAAUGAAUAUAGUACAUUUGGUCUUCCUGCUACAAUAGAAAGUGACCCAUCUGCAGAGGGGAAAAUUUGGAUUAACUGUUUGUGGAAACGGAUGAGAUACUCGUUCUUUACUGCAUCUCGGCAAAUAUUACCAUAUACUCUGUCUUUGAUAGGAUCUCUUGUGUAUUUGUAA
Nematocida parisii ERTm1 is the source of this 255-nucleotide messenger RNA. RefSeq lists its product as uncharacterized. The record is from RefSeq and is a predicted model, not a curated record. The transcript has a single exon. NCBI's taxonomy places the organism in Eukaryota, Fungi, Microsporidia. The coding region runs from base 1 to 255 and encodes 84 amino acids.